Molecule: messenger RNA, 734 nt
Organism: Drosophila rhopaloa
Lineage: Eukaryota; Metazoa; Arthropoda; Insecta; Diptera; Drosophilidae
Gene: Obp84a
Product: general odorant-binding protein 84a
Exons: 5
Coding region: 1-666 (221 amino acids)
Molecular function (GO): odorant binding
Source: RefSeq, a predicted model, not a curated record
AUGUUUCUAUAUUUAUUUCUGAUCGAACUUUUGUCUGUGGCUUGGGUGACUACCCAGGAUGUGGUGCCCGAUGAUCCGGAAGUGCAGAUGCAAAUGCAUUCCAUGUUUUACACGGCUCGUGUUGCCUGUGCGGACGAAAAUAUGAUUCCGUAUGUUAAAACUUGUGUUGUCUUUGCUUCCCUAAGCUUGAUUCUGAAUUGUGCCAAGGGCCUGCAGGAUCAUGCCAAGGAUAAUGGCGAUAUUUUUAUUAUAAACUAUGAUAGCUUCGAUGGCGACGUGGAUGAUAUUUCCACUACUACACCAGCUCCUAGAGAAUCUGACUAUAUAGAUUUCGAAGAGGUUAAUAAGAACUGUAAUGCAAGUUUCAUAACUUCGACUACCAAUGUAUUACAGUUCAAUAGCACUGGUGAAUUGCCAGACGACAAGGAUAAAGCAACCAGCAUGUGUUAUUUCAACUGCUUUUUCGAAAAGUCCGGUUUGAUGAUGGAUUACAAGCUAAAUACGGAUCUGGUGCGCAAAUAUAUUUGGCCAGCCACUGGUGAUUCCAUUGAGGCUUGCGAGACCGAAGGCAAGGACGAGACGAAUGUCUGCGUGCGGGGCUAUGCCAUCGUCAAGUGCGUCUUCAUCAGAGCCCUCACGGAUGCCAGGAACAAGCCCACCGUUUAAGUAACGACGAAGGUCUAAAUCUUUGACUAUUUAGUAGAAAAUAAUAAUAAUAGCGUUACAAAUCAUAA